AUGUCUAUCUUCUCUGUGAAGAAUGCCCUGGUGCUGGGCCUCCUCGCGCUGAGCUCAUCUCCAGUGCUGGCCCACUCGCAUCAUGGCCAUGAGGACGAGGAGAUUGUUUUGACGGAGAGUAAGAAAGCGGAGCUCUUGAUGAAAUGGGAGCAAGAGUGGUCGUUCUCUGGAGUGUCUACCUUUGCACACAUGAAACCCGUCAAGUGCCUCGUUGAGCCUGAUGCGCGGUACGAUAUUGCCAUCAUCGGUGCCCCGUUUGAUACUGCUGUUAGUUACAGGCCGGGCGCCCGAUUCGGCCCUCGCGCAAUCCGCGCGGCCAGCGCCCGUCAACUACCAGGGACAAGCUUCAAUGCACGCGCAGGCAUCAAUCCAUACCUGUCAUGGGCCACACUACUCGACUGCGGCGACAUCCCCAUCACGCCCUUCGACAACGCCCUAGCCUCUCGCCAGAUGUACGAAGCGUUCCUCGAACUAGGCACACGGCCAGUAGCAAGCAGCAAGAACAACCAAAGACCCAAACUGGUCACACUGGGAGGCGACCACAGCGUUGCCCUCCCGGCACUCCGUGCCCUGUACCAAAUCUACCAAAAGCCCAUCACAGUCCUCCAUUUCGACGCCCAUCUCGACACCUGGAAUCCCGUGCGCUACGCAUCGUACUGGCUCUCGGAGCAAUCGCGCUUCAAUCACGGGAGUUUCUUCCACAUAGCCAGCAGCGAAGGGCUGAUCAGCAACACGACGUCGGCGCAUGCGGGGAUACGCACGCGCCUCACGGGCGUCGAUGAUAGCGACUACACCACGCCGGGCACGCCCGAGCAAGGGUUCAUGCGCAUACAUGCAGAUGACAUUGACGAUAUAGGCACCCGGGGUGUCAUUGACGCGAUUAUUGAGCGUAUCGGGCUGGACUCCGAGCAGCCUGUUUAUUUGUCGGUGGAUAUCGACGUGCUCGAUCCGGCUACUGCGCCGGGCACGGGCACGCCGGAGCCCGGUGGGUGGACGACGCGGGAGAUGAUUCGCAUUCUGCGUGGCAUCGAGAAGUUGAAUGUUGUUGGCGCGGAUAUCGUGGAGGUGAGCCCUAGUUAUGAUAAUGUCGGCGAGACCACGGCGCUGGCGGCCGCGCAGGUGGCAUUUGAGAUUAUUACGAGUAUGGUGAAGGCUGGCGUGGAGGGGCCGGGGGAGCAACUGGGGGGAUGGUAUGGGAGGAAGGAUGAGCUGUGA
This is a messenger RNA of Talaromyces atroroseus, 1215 nucleotides long. RefSeq names its product putative agmatinase 2. The coding region runs from base 1 to 1215 and encodes 404 amino acids. The record is from RefSeq and is a predicted model, not a curated record. Gene Ontology annotation, molecular function: agmatinase activity; metal ion binding. The transcript has 3 exons. Lineage: Eukaryota; Fungi; Ascomycota; Eurotiomycetes; Eurotiales; Trichocomaceae.